Molecule: messenger RNA, 366 nt
Organism: Zasmidium cellare ATCC 36951
Lineage: Eukaryota; Fungi; Ascomycota; Dothideomycetes; Mycosphaerellales; Mycosphaerellaceae
Exons: 1
Coding region: 1-366 (121 amino acids)
Source: RefSeq, a predicted model, not a curated record
AUGAACGGAAACACUACCAUGGGCACCCUCCUCCGCGCCUCGAUGCUCGCCCGCACCAUCCUCCCACGCACCACUACUCGCGCUCUUCGCACCACGCCAAACAAAGCGACAACCCUCCCCAGCAGCACCCCUAUCAACCCCACCCUCACCAACAAGCUCGACCAAGAAGACGCCGGAAACUACCUCACAGGCGCCAGCACCUUGAGCCUCGGCGACGCAGUCUUUCUCCUCGUGGGUGGCAGCAUGGCAUUUUGGAUUGGCAACAAGGCUAUCGAGGAGGUGAAGGAUGUGGUCUGGCCGGAGUUGAAGUGGGUUGGGAAGAAAGUCGUUGGGAAGGAUGGGGAGGGAGGAGAGGGAGUGAAGUGA